AUGAAUGUUACGGAUGGAUUCGUGACCCACGAAACCCACCGGAAACAGAAGAUCCUCGACUUGAUUAGUUUGUUCGACUCAGGGGACCUAAACCUGAUACAACGAGCCCUCACGGAGCUUAUUGUCACACAGGCCUUCCGGGAAGUGCUCUGGGCUUCGUUACUCCGACCUAUCGCCGAAUUAGCUGAAGGAAAGGUUAGAUUGGCAGAUCUAUACCCUGACGCUGUACAAUCUUGGACAGGUUAUCUACAAAAAGGUGUUGUCGGUGUACUCAGCACCCUCAUGUUUCAAGGGUUAACUCAUCCCCCACAAAGCAACUCUCACUUGAAGGCUCCUGCGCUGUUUCCUAUCAUCAUGACUGCCCUCGAUAACAUGUACAAACAUCCAGGCGACUUCAGCGUCUUCUUCAAGGAAGCCCAUGAGCUUCUUUUUCUCAAGGAGGAAAACGUCUUAGUUUUGGAGCCUAAGCAUGGAAUUCCCAAAGUAAUGUCAGACGGCCAGAGGAAGACCCUUGAAGACGUCAGGCCCAUAGAAGUCAAGUCUGUCAUAGAUUUCGAAGUCCCCAACGCAGAAUUAGCCUUUCCGGUUACUGGCAUGGCGCAGAUACACAUUUCCUACUUCACACCGUCGACUAUCUCACUUUGA
Messenger RNA from Suillus plorans, 645 nucleotides. RefSeq lists its product as uncharacterized. The record is from RefSeq and is a predicted model, not a curated record. Lineage: Eukaryota; Fungi; Basidiomycota; Agaricomycetes; Boletales; Suillaceae. The coding region runs from base 1 to 645 and encodes 214 amino acids. The transcript is spliced from 4 exons.